Zea mays is the source of this 806-nucleotide messenger RNA. RefSeq lists its product as uncharacterized. The transcript is spliced from 2 exons. The record is from RefSeq and is marked provisional. The coding region runs from base 184 to 450 and encodes 88 amino acids. Gene Ontology annotation, molecular function: DNA-binding transcription factor activity. NCBI's taxonomy places the organism in Eukaryota, Viridiplantae, Streptophyta, Magnoliopsida, Poales, Poaceae.
CUUUGAGCCUACAGCAAAGGAGGACGGCAACGUGAACAGCAAGCAGUUCACGUUUGCCAAGUGCCUAUAAAUAGUAGCCACCCUAUAGCAGCAACGAGAUCAAAACAGCAGAGCUUGCAAGAGCUAAAAACGACUUCAGUCCAGCCAUCCAACAAGAAGAUCAGUCUACACAUAAAACCAGAGAUGUCUGGGUCCAGGAGCUCUUCGUCUCACAACGUUACCAUUGAUUCCGAGUGGAGCAAAAAGGAGAACAAGCUGUUCGAGGAGGCCCUAGCCUGCUACGGCGCGGGCACACCCGACCGCUGGCACAAGGUGGCCCGUGCCAUGGGUGGCAUCAAGACAGCCGACGAGGUUCGCCGCCAUCACGAGAUCCUUAAUGAGGAUGUCACGCUCAUCGAAUCCGGCAGAGUUCCAUUCCCCAACUACAACACGCAGGGAGCUUGGAACUAAGGAGUGAAGGAUGAUGUGAAGAACCACCAGACAGGAACUACUGCUACGCAUGAAAUAGAUAUCUUAGCCAUUGAAGUAAAUGUGCUGAUAUAUUGUGUUAAGAAGUUUAUGAUUGCUCAGGUAAUAAAUAAGAGGAGCUAGAGAAUACACAUAAGUGUGUUAUGUGUAAAUAGCUAUAUAUAGGCUGUGAGCAAAUCAUCAGUUAUGCUAUAGAAACCAGGGAACCCUAUCUGCCCAUAGUGUGUACUGUGAAGUUAUAGUCCCCUCCCCUAUGGAUGAAUACUUGUAUAGUAAAGUGUGGUGUAAAACUCUUGUACCAGUUUGUUAAUUAUAAAGUUGUGCUUGGUUAAAACUUG